Molecule: messenger RNA, 594 nt
Organism: Chenopodium quinoa (quinoa)
Lineage: Eukaryota; Viridiplantae; Streptophyta; Magnoliopsida; Caryophyllales; Amaranthaceae
Exons: 1
Coding region: 1-594 (197 amino acids)
Source: RefSeq, a predicted model, not a curated record
AUGUCGAACCUUGCCAAGCUCGAAUUUGUGGCCCUUGAUAUUACCGGAAAGAAUAAUUUAUCAUGGGUGUUAGAUGCUGAAAUACACCUAUACGCUAAAGGGCUUGGUGAAACAAUAAAAGAGGCUAAUAAGGCAACACCUCAAGAUAAGGCUAAAGCCAUGAUUUUUCUUCGCCAUCACCUCCAUGAAGGGCUCAAAAAUGAAUAUUUAACUGUGAAAGACCCACAAAUCCUUUGGAGUAAUCUAAAGGAAAGGUAUGACCACCAAAAAACAGUGAUACUACCUAGAGCUCGUUAUGAAUGGUUAAAUUUGAGAUUGCAAGAUUUUAAAUCUGUUAGUGAAUAUAACUCAGCUAUGUUUAAAAUAACUUCUCAAUUGAAAUUAUGUGGAGAAAAUAUUAUUGAUGCAGAAAUGCUUGAAAAGACAUACUCCACUUUCCAUGCUAAUAAUAUUAUCCUGCAGACACAAUAUAGAGAAAAAGGUUUUAAAAAAUAUUCUGAAUUAAUAUCCUGUCUUCUUGUGGCUGAGCAAAAUAACGAGCUGUUAAUGAAAAAUCAUGAAUCACGUCCUACUGGCUCUACUCCAUUCCCUUAA